Funneliformis geosporum is the source of this 296-nucleotide messenger RNA. Lineage: Eukaryota; Fungi; Glomeromycota; Glomeromycetes; Glomerales; Glomeraceae. The record is from the annotation of a GenBank genome assembly.
CGGUAGAUAUUCGUAGUCUUGGAGGGAAUAUUAAAAUCUCAACAGUGAAAAAUUUUUAUGGUGGUGUUGAUCAAGGUCGACGUCGUAAUCUAAAUCCUUAUCCAACGACAUUUAACUUAUUAAAUGAGGCAGUUAAUAAUAAUGAUAAUUUGAAAAAAGAUUAUGAUGCGAGCAAGUUUAUGCGGAUAGACGAAAAUACAAUUAAAGCAACCAGAACGGAAGUAAUUUAUGAUGAAAGAAAUGAGGAUGUUCAUAUAGCAUAUAAGGCCGAAAGCUCUGACUUUUGUGAUAAAUAA